Messenger RNA from Fragaria vesca subsp. vesca, 2295 nucleotides. RefSeq names its product pentatricopeptide repeat-containing protein At3g03580-like. Lineage: Eukaryota; Viridiplantae; Streptophyta; Magnoliopsida; Rosales; Rosaceae. The record is from RefSeq and is a predicted model, not a curated record. Gene Ontology annotation, molecular function: protein binding; RNA binding. Gene Ontology annotation, biological process: RNA modification. The transcript has a single exon. Bases 1 to 2295 code for a protein of 764 amino acids.
AUGAGAACAACAAACGUAAGCAGCUUCUAUGGUCUUACCAAACAGGCUCUCUAUUCCUUGUUCUCAAAAACCCUGUCUUCAACUAAAACCAAGACCCAACUACACAAGCUCCACUCACUCCUAAUCACCCUAGGAUUACACCACUCCCUCUUCUUCUCCGGCAAACUCAUAUCCAAAUACUCCAAUCUCAAACACCCCUCUUCUUCCCUCUCAGUUUUCCGCCAUUUCCGCCCCAAACACAGCCCCUAUCUCUGGAAUUCAAUCAUCAGAGCCCUCACCCAUAAUGGCCUCCACUCCGAAGCUCUCCGCCACUACAACGCAAUGCUUCACACCAAUGUCCGCCCCGAUAGCCACACCUUCCCUUCAGUGAUCAACGCCUGCGCCGCUCUGUGUGAUCUGGAAAUGGGGCUGGUUAUCCACCGCCGUGUUUCGGAGACCGGGUUUGGUACAGACUUGUAUGUAUGCAAUGCUUUAAUUGACAUGUACGCAAGACUUGGUGAGCUUGGUCAUGCACGCCAGGUGUUUGAUGAAAUGCGUGAGAGAGAUGUUGUGUCGUGGAAUAGUUUGAUAUCGGGGUACAGUUCGAAUGGAUAUUGGGAGGAAGCUUUGGAGAUGUUUUGGAGAUUGAGAAUGGAGGGGUUGGUACCAGAUUGUUUUUCGAUAUCCAGUGUCCUACCUGCGUGUGGAAGCCUGGUGGAUGUGAAAGAGGGUAGGCUAGUUCAUGGUCUGGUUGAGAAGAUUGGGGUGAAUGCAGAUGUUUUAGUAAGUAAUGGGAUUCUUGCAAUGUACUUUAAAUUUGGUUGGUGUAGAGAUGCUCGAAUUUUUUUUGAGGGGAUGGUAGUUAGGGACUGUGUUAGUUGGAAUACUGUGGUUUGUGGGUACUUGCAAUUGUGUUUAUUUGAUGAGGCGAUCAGUUUGUUCAGGGAAAUGAUAAAGGAAUUCACGCCUGAUUUGCUAACGAUUACAUCUGUGCUCCGUGCUUGUUCACAUUUACGGGACUUGGGACUGGCAAAAUAUGUUCAUGGCUACAUGAAAAGAAGUGGUUUUGAGUUUGAUACAAUGGCGAAUAAUAUAGCUAUUGAUAUGCAUGCAAAAUGCGGAAGUCUGUUAGCUUCACGGGAAGUAUUUGACUAUAUGGAAUGCAGAGAUUCAGUGUCGUGGAAUUCUAUGAUCAAUGGUUAUUUUCUUAAUGGCUGUUUUGAUGAAGGGUUUAAUCUCUUUAAGAUGAUGCGAAAUAACGAGAAACCUGAUUCUGUGAGUUGCGUGAUGAUCCUGUCUAUGUAUACUCAACUCGGACAGGUGGACCAGGGGAAAAUGAUCCACUGUGAUAUAGUGAAACUGGGAUUUGAUUCAGAUAUUGUUGUCAACAAUGUUCUUGUUGAUUUGUAUGCUAAAUGUGGUAAACUACAAGAUGCACUAAAAGUAUUUGACAGCAUGACAGCUCGUGAUAUUGUAACAUGGAAUAGUAUAAUUUCUGCAUGCUUUCACAAUGAAGACUGUAGUUUAGGUUUAAGAAUGGUUCUUAGAAUGAGAAAUGAGGGAGUGAUGCUUGAUGUGGCCACAAUGUUAGGUAUUUUACCAGUGUGUUCCUUACUUGCUGCCAAGCGAAAAGGACAAGAGAUCCAUGGCUGCAUUUUCAGGUUAGGAUAUCAUUCAGAUGUUCCGGUUGGGAAUGCACUAAUAGAAAUGUACUCUAGUUGUGGUAGCUUGGAAACUUCCAUACGAGUAUUUGAGCAAAUGUGUAUAAAGGAUGUGGUGACAUGGACUUCGUUGAUCUCUGCAUAUGGGACAUACGGAGAAGGUGAGAAAGCAUUGAUAGCUUUUCAAAAAAUGGAAGCCACUGGUGUUCUUCCUGAUCAUCUAGCUUUUCUGGCCAUCAUAUAUGCAUGUAGCCAUUCAGGUUUGGUAGAACAGGGUCUGGCUUACUUCGAUCGGAUGAAGAAACACUACAAUCUUGAGCCUCAGAUGGAGCACUAUGCAUGUGUAGUUGACCUCCUAUCCCGCUCUGGGCUAUUAGUUCAAGCCGAGAACUUUAUCCAUUCAAUGCCAAUAAAGGCAGAUGCAAGUAUCUGGGGAUCUUUACUUAGUGCUUGCCGUGAAGCUGGUGAAGAAGAGAUGGCCGGACGUGUCUCAGAGCAGAUAGUUGAAUUUAAUUCUUAUGACACAGGGUAUCAUGUUUUGGUAUCGAAUGUAUACGCAGCUCUAGGUAAGUGGGAUAAAGUGAGAAUGAUGAGGAAAUACAUGAAAGCUAAAGGGCUCAAAAAAGAUCCUGCAUUUAGCUGGAUGGAGAUUUAA